UAUGGCUUUUCUUUCGGCUACUGGUAUAAGCACUUUAAUACACAAUAAAGCCAUUGAAAGGAUUAUUUCCCCCAUGGCUGCACAGCUUUGCCACCUAAUUAUUUUGAGUGAGUGGGGAAAUGCCGAUAAUGGAAGAUUUGCAAAUUUGGAGUCAACUGCAGGAGAGCUGACCAGAGCAACUGAGCAACUCUCUUAUGUUGCACACGGACUAGGUACAUGGAACAUAAGGAUAAUGAGUCCAGGCCUUACGAAAGAUCUACAGAACAUCAGUGAUGCUCAGAAGACAGCAGUCAUUAACAAUAAGUUGAGCAGAUUGCAGAUGGACAUUGUGGCACUCCAGGAAACAAGGCUGUCAUCCAUUGGAUGUCUCGGGGAGAAGGACUUUACUUUUUCCUGGCAUAGGAAGCUUCUGGAAGAGACCAGGGAACAUGGUACUGGUUUCACAAGCAGAAACAACCUCGUUGGCUCAGUCAUACCACCAAAUAUGGGAAAUGAGAGACUGCUGAAAAUUCAGCUACAAACACCAGUGGGCAUGGUCAACAUCUUCAGCGUCUAUGUUCCUGCUUUAACUUCUACCCAGGAAGUCAAGGACAAAUUCUGUGAUGAAUUUAGUGUUGCCAUCACUGAGGUCCCUUCCCAUGAACCAUUAUUCAUUCUUGGUAACAAUAAAGGCUGUCCUCCACCUGUACGUAAAAAACGAACUGAACGAAAACAGAAGGAGGGCGGAAGUUCCGACCAUCGGAACCCAAGUGAGGGCGAGCAACAGCGUGGUUCUAUGUGCAGUGGAAGUACUGUUGGUUUAUCUAGAGUAAGUCGUAGGACACAUCAAGAGCACCAUUUACCCAGCGACAGGGGAUUGGAUACGUAUAGGAACAUUGACUUUGAAACAUGGCUGGAAAAAUCAUUUUUGGAGAAUUAUGUAGAAGCUGAAAGGAGGUUACCAACCAAUACUGGAUUUAAGGACAAAUGCAAACUAUUUCAGGUUCAACUUAACGGGUAUAAAAACCUAAGUUUGGGCAAUUUUUAUUUAACUAAAUGUAUUGAACAAAAAAUAGUGCCUAAGGGCCUGAGACUGAACAAAUUUCCUAAUAAUACAGCUAAUGACAUGGAAUUUUUUAAAAUUGUUUCAAACAUACUUAAUGAAUGUGGGCUUGCAAUCUUGAAGGUUAUGAUAGAGAAUAAUGGUAAAAAAAUGGAAGUAUGUAAAAGGGAAAUAGACAUUUUGAAAUCAGAAAUAAUGAACGAUUUAUUGUUUACAGUGACUGAGUACAAAAAUAUUUUCUGUAAAACACUUCAGGAAGUAGACAAUAUCAUCUCGAAAAAUUAUAAAAGAAAAAUGGAGAAGUUAGAGCGGGAUAUAGGGGAUUAUGAAAAGGGAAAGGCUUAUUUUAUUCACAAUUCAAAAAGAUAUAACACAAUAGGAAAACAGUAUUAUCAAAUGGACAACAGGAAGAAUGAAACAAACUCAUAUAACAGGGUAGAACAAAAGAAUGACCAAGAAAUGAACUAUCAGAUAGAUGUUACUGAAAUUGAUGGAAUAGUUGAACUUGAAGACCCUUUAGAAGUAAGACAGGAGGAGAUGUUUAAGGAAAGAGGUUACCCCAACAAUAUGGUGGAAAAUACUAAAAAAGAAAUAAUUAAGAAACGUAAUAGUAGAUAUAAGCCAUUAUUGGUGAAUGAACAGUAUGACAAAGGGGUAUUCAAUAAUGCCACUAGUAUGGACACAAGUAUGAAUAAUGAGUACGACACAAAUAAGGACAAUAAUAUGGAAAUAAGUGGCUUCUGCGAUGAUGAAGAAACCAGCAUUAAGAUCAGAUACAGGACUGAUGGCAGGCUCUUCAACCUGCAGAUGCUACUGGCCAAGACCAAGGUUGAAGAGAAAAACUUCGGCCUCAUAAUCAGUACCAAGAAGACUGAGGUUUUGCAUCAGCCUGCAGCACAGAAGAUGUAUGUGGAACCAACUAUCAUUGCUGAAGGUGAGAUCCUGAAGGCUGUUGACAAGUUUACAUACCUCGGCAGCACACUCUCCAGAUUUGUGAACAUUGAUGAUGAGACAGAUACAUGCAUCGCCAAGGCAAGCUCCGCAUUUGGAUGGCUGCAGGAGUCAGUCUGGGAGAGGAGAAGCAUCAAACUGUCCACAAGGCUGAAGGUGUACAAGGCAGUUGUUCUGCCCACAAUACUGUAUGCCUGUGAAACAUGGACUGUGUAUUACUGUCAUGCCAAAAAGCUAAAUCACUUUCAUAUGAACUGCUUAAGAAGGCUGCUGAAAAUUACCUGGCAGGACAAAGUUCCAGGCACAGUUGUGCUCUCAGUCUGGACUGCCAAGUAUCUAGACACUGCUGAGAAGAGCCCAAGUCAGGUGGGCAGGCCACCUUAUACAUAUGCCAGUCACAAGCCUCCCCAGGAGACUGUUCUAUGGUUAAGUGAGGCAGCUGAUGAUAAGUUACUACAAAUGGAAAUGGAAUCUGCUGCUGAUUUCCUAAAUGUUGCUGGCAAGACCAUUCUACUAGCAGCUCAGAAGCUUCACAUUCAGCCAGAGAUACAAGAACACAGGCAAGAACUAAGUACUGCUGCUCAAAAUAUACUCAUAGGAACAAUGAAGAUUCUGCUAACAGAAGAUGCAGCUGAAGUGAGGAAAAUCAUGCAGGCAGCAGACUGGCUACUGGAUUGCCUCAUACUACUUGAGUCUGCAAGAGACAUGCCAGCAUUGCUUUCAGCAUUCUGUGCAUUUUCUGAAGCACUUCUUUUGUUGAAUAAUUUGGUGGAAAGACGUAUCCAAGUACUAAAAGAAUCUGUGUACCAACAACAUUUAGAUAAAUCCUUACAGACCCUUAAAAAGUGCAUUCCGAUGUUAUGCACUGCUCUUCAUACCAGCCUCAAGUAUCCCCAGAAUGAACGGGUAAACGUUUCUAAAAAAUACAUUCUAGAUCGAAUCGAUGAAGUAAUAACUGAGCUUCUCACUGUUUUAAAACAGGAAACUCAAGAUGAUGAGUAUCAGGGACAAGGAGGUUUACUUCCACAACAGUUACAUCGACUACUUCACCUGCUGUCCAGCUCUAAGCAUUCCACAUUAGCUGCCAGUGAUUUCAGCACCUGUGUAGAGAGCAUUGUAGUUUACUGCAUGCUUUUAGCAGAUGCCUCCAGACCAAACCUACAACUUAAAAUGAUAAAGCACUGUCAGUAUUUCUUGCAACUCCGCACAGAAAUUUUAGAACAUAGAAAAACUGCAGCUGCCUUGCCUACAUCAAAUCAGUUACAGUGCAGUUUUGAACAUAAAUGUGAAACUAUGAUGAAAGAGGUAGACUAUCUGGACCAUUUGAUAGCCAUAGCACUCCUUUAUCAAAUAAUGAACACUUUCUCUGAAACAAAACAACCUCUUGAAAGAUUAUUAAAAGUUGCUCAAGAUAUAAUACAGCCAGGCUCUAAACAGCACCAUCAGACUUUUCUGAAUAGCCUUCAACCUCUUAUUGCAUCAUUCCAUGCUCAUGCUGAUGAAAUGCUCAAAGUGGCAAGCUUUGUUUCUGCUUUCUGCAGUAGUCUGGAAACAUUCAAAGGAAUUCAGGAUUCAGCUGAAUGUUUACACAAACUCCGUACUAAGGUGGCUCCCUUUCUUUAUGAGCUAAGUAGAGAUUCCAGAAAUGAAGUUGUUCUCAAAAAGUUGAAAUUCUUGUACCAAAAAUGGGUUAAGGAAUCAGAAGCACUGGUUGCAUGCUUUGAUGACAUCAUAAGUGUUGAUGAGUUCUUAGUCAUUUCUGUUCAGGGGAUUAGAGAAGAUACUGCUAAGUGUGAAGAUGCAUUAAAAAUUCAGCACUGCAGCCAGUUUGAACAACAUGCAACUGCUCUUUUAGGCAAAGCACAUCGAGUUGCCCAGAUUGUUGGAAGACACUUAAAUAAAAGCAAAGACCCGAUUUUUCGAAAUGGACUUCUGGUGUUAAUCAAACAUUUGGAAACAUGUCUUUCUCAAGUACAAGCUUCAGUGAAGGAUUGCAUAGAGAAUAGGCUAGAUGACAAAUCGGUUAUUAAUUUUUUCAAGACAGUACAGUAUAUGACUGACUCUGUGCACACAGUUAGCAAAGGAAUGGUUGGACUUAAUCAUCCAGAUAUUCUUAGCCCUCUUCGAGAGCAGGUCCGCAAAGGUAACAACCCAGUAGCAACUAAUUACAUCAGUGAACAGAAUGUUUUGUUUUCUGUUGGAGAAAAGCAAAGCAAGGAAUGCAAUGAAAACACAGGUUCACUGGAAAAAUAUGUAAGCAUACCUCUUCCAGAGCUAAACAGCAACUGCCCAACAGCUUCUACAACAAACAAAGCAUGUUCUGUAGUUCCUGCUUCAAAUAUCCUACAUGUUCUCGAUGACAUCAUAGUAUCAUCAAGGAACCAAGACAUUACCAUGGUGAACACUGCUUGUACUACACUACUGGAACUGACAAACUGCUAUGUAGAAGCAGCGAAGGAAGCCAUUGUAAUAACAGAUGAAACAGACUCACAAACAUUGGUGCAAAUUAGGGCAGAAGUGAUAUCUCUAACACCACAGUUUAUUAGCCUAGCUGGUGAAACAGCAAUUAACCCAAUUUCUUGUAAUAAUCGUCUUUUUGAAAUGGCAAUGUUGUUGUCUGACAGUGUGGACGAAAUCAAGAGUAUCCUAAGAAGCCUGAUGAAGAGCACACUCAAGACAUUCCAGAAAUUAAAUAACAACCUCUCUGCAGCUAAUAAUCCAGAGGUUAUGCAGACUGUUACCAAGGUAAUGGCCUCCUUAUCAGAAAUUGUUCAGCUGGCUAGCAAUGCAACAGAUACACAUUCAGCAAGUUCUUUUGUAUAUCUUGGUGCCCAAGAAACAUUAAUGAAAGUAAAAUCUAGAUUUAAAAAGGCACAAAACAGCUCCAAACAGUUUAUUGAGAGAUUAGAAGUUAUUCAUAAUAAUGAACUUCACAGUACAGCUAAGGCAGAGAGGCUUGAGGGGCACUAUAUUUUAUGGUCUGUCUUUAUCCUUACAUUGCUACAAUCCAUAGAUAACUUUAUAGGAAGAAAUAUUAUAGCUCUGGUUAAGUUAACUACAGGUACAAAAGUAAAAUCUGCACUUCAAAAAGAAUUACUUCACAUAUCAGAAAAUUCAGCAAGAAUACAGGAGGCUGCCAGAUUGUCUUCCUCGUGUUGUGCGGAUUACAUAAAAAACAAAAUAGUCACUUUGAAUAAGGAAGUGAUGGUUCUAACUGAGAAUGUUUUACAAGCUGUAGAAUUUGAAAACAGACUACAUUCAUGUAGAGCCAGUGAAUUUCAGCUUGAAAUUCUUCAACGAAAACUUGCUAUACAAAUUAAGAGUCUGCUUUUGCUGUUAGAGAAGACCAACAAAGAAUAUACUGGCCCUGUUAAGUCACUAAUAAAUCUUAGUUUAUCUGCUACAGAGAAAUGUGGUGACGAAAAAGAUGCAAUCCAAAAGCACUUCGAUAUGGAAGCUAAGAAUCUUCUUGCAAAUAUUGAAAUGAUAAAAGAAAACAUUCAAAAUGUGUACACGUUCAGAAAUGUUAAGGCUCAUGAGUCCAUUCUCUCUGUUACUGAUCAUUUUGUCACCCUUACCUCAGAACUUGUAAGCAAAGCUAAAAGUCUCUUUGAAAGGCCUCUGGAGAGUGAAAUAUUCCUACUUGAACUCCUUCUGUGGGACUGGUCAGCAAAAGCUCACUACAUUGUUGCAGAGUCUCAGUCCUUAAAGGGCAUGGACAAAACAACACUUAAAUACAUUAAGGAAAGACUGCAGAACAAAGACUUGAGUCUUCAGCCAUAUCCUCAAAGUGAAACUCUAAAUAUUACACCAGACAUUAAACUGGAGGAGACCCCUGUAGCAGUAAAAGGACCAAAACAUACAGAAAAUCCAUUCAACUCAGUGACAAACUGGACUAUGGCCAAAAAUGAUUUGUCUUUAGCAAACACCACAGAGUUUGAAAAGAUGUUCAGUAUAUUGGAAGCACCGUCAGAAAACAUGCCUAAUACAAAUUCUGUGGCAGCUCUGAGCUUGACAGAAGAUACUGAUGACUGGGAAGAUGAUGAAAAUAAAAUUGUGCAAGUGACUAAACAAAUGGCAAAUCAGGUGUGCUACAUGGCCCAGUUUCUGAGGAAUCAGGGACCCAUUCAGACCAAAGAACAGCUCAUUGCUUCUGCCAGACAAAUUGCCUCUAGUGGAAAGACUUUCGCUACCUUUGCUGGCAUAAUUGCAAAAUACUGCAUUGACAGAAGGUGUGCUACUGAACUUCUCUGUGCUGUGCAGCAAAUUCCAACCAUCAGCAACCAGCUCACAAUCAUCUCAAGUGUAAAAGCAUCUACUCCAUGUGACAGGUCUGCAGAUGAGGUGUUAGUAAAAAAUGCCCAAAACCUAAUGCAGACUAUUCUUCACACCAUCCAGGCUGCAGAAGCAGCAUGUAUAAAGGGUCUAAGACAGCCUCCUCCUAAUACAGAUGAAGCUGAAGCAGUCACCCUGUGUAUCCAGUGGAAGAAAAAACUAUUAAAACACAGAGCCCAAGAAGCAACAAAUCCCGAAACAGAUGAGUUGGGACUCCGCAAAAUAAGCGCUGGAAAAAUAGUGCCCACUUUGGCAUCCAUUUUUAAAGUUCCAGAUUCUCUUUAGCUACAACAAAUUCAAAGAACAUCUGAUUUUAUAAACAAAAGUCAUGCAAUCAUUAAUUGGCUGUUACAUAUCUGCCUUUUUUUCAUCAUUUUAUUAUCAAAAAAGAAUCUGCUAAUAUAUAUAAACCAAAAUCAGAUGUUAACAUUAUGAAGUUUUUAUAGGAAUAACAGUUAUAUGAAGACUUAUUUUCAUCAAAAUUGUACAUCAUGAUGUAGUAAUACAUUGCAGACACCAAAGCAAUAUCAGUGCUCUGUUGUGGCUAAGAUUUUUAACACCACUUGCAUUAAUCCAGACAAUGCAUUUUUAAAGAUAAAAA
Messenger RNA from Protopterus annectens (West African lungfish), 6929 nucleotides. RefSeq lists its product as uncharacterized. NCBI's taxonomy places the organism in Eukaryota, Metazoa, Chordata, Ceratodontiformes, Protopteridae. The coding region runs from base 2 to 6613 and encodes 2203 amino acids. Gene Ontology annotation, molecular function: actin filament binding; beta-catenin binding. Gene Ontology annotation, biological process: cell migration; cell-cell adhesion. The transcript has 12 exons. Gene Ontology annotation, cellular component: catenin complex; adherens junction. The record is from RefSeq and is a predicted model, not a curated record.